AUCUCCGUGCGCCGGAAGAGAACCGGCUUUCUGUUCUGCUGGGUCCCGCUGUGUCACCGUCGCGCCGCGCUGUUCUUUCCCUCAAGAUGGAGUACCUUCUGGGCAUCCAAGGGCCGGACUUCGUCCUCGUCGCUGCAGACACCGUCGCCGCCUCCAGCAUCGUCCACAUGAAGCGCGAUCAUGACAAGAUGUUCAAGAUGAGUGAGAAAAUCUUGCUCCUCUGUGUCGGAGAGGCUGGCGACACUGUCCAGUUCGCAGAAUACAUCCAGAAAAAUGUACAGCUCUACAAAAUGAGGAACGGAUAUGAGCUGUCUCCGACUGCAGCUGCCAAUUUCACACGCCGGAAUCUAGCGGACUAUCUGCGGAGUCGGACUCCUUAUCAUGUCAACCUCCUCUUGGCCGGUUACGAUGAACAUGACGGGCCUGCCCUCUACUACAUGGACUACCUUGCUUCCUUGGCAAAGGCUCCCUUUGCAGCCCACGGUUAUGGGGCAUUCCUAACACUCAGCAUCCUUGACCGCUACUACAAACCAGGUAUCACCCGUGAAGAAGCCAUAGAGGUUCUCAAGAAAUGUCUGGAGGAGCUCCAGAAACGCUUCAUCCUGAACUUGCCUUCCUUCAACGCUCGGUUCAUCGAUAAAGACGGCAUCCAUGAAGUGACCAACAUUCCCCUCCUAAAAUCAGUGGCCUGAACACAGUCUGCACUUUCCCCUUCCCACCUCGUUUUUGGCUUUUUGUACUUGUUGGAAAUCCAUUGCUCAUGUAUUGCGUUAUGCUAAUACAAAUAAAGGUUGACUCCUAUGA
Messenger RNA from Sceloporus undulatus (fence lizard), 804 nucleotides. RefSeq names its product proteasome 20S subunit beta 2 (gene PSMB2). The transcript has 6 exons. Gene Ontology annotation, molecular function: peptidase activity. Gene Ontology annotation, biological process: proteasomal protein catabolic process. Bases 87 to 692 code for a protein of 201 amino acids. NCBI's taxonomy places the organism in Eukaryota, Metazoa, Chordata, Lepidosauria, Squamata, Phrynosomatidae. Gene Ontology annotation, cellular component: proteasome core complex; proteasome core complex, beta-subunit complex; cytosol. The record is from RefSeq and is a predicted model, not a curated record.